This is a messenger RNA of Suillus subaureus, 1408 nucleotides long. RefSeq lists its product as uncharacterized. The transcript has 10 exons. The record is from RefSeq and is a predicted model, not a curated record. NCBI's taxonomy places the organism in Eukaryota, Fungi, Basidiomycota, Agaricomycetes, Boletales, Suillaceae. Bases 233 to 1408 code for a protein of 391 amino acids.
CCCUGAUCGGACACGCCCAUUGGACCAGUGCUGUUGUGUAUAAAUGUGUUCAUCACAAUGUUGUUGACGUUCUCUCCGUCCACAAUUCCAUUCAGACAACCUUUCGGGAUUGAUAAUCCUAAAAUCUUCCCUGAAGCACACACCUUACUGACUUGCUGAGUCUCCCAUCAUAGAUAAAUGUCUCACUUACCCAUGACAGAACCAAUGAAAGAUAACGUACUCCAGGACUCGAAUGAAACGUGAGCCGUGCUUGUCUGUUGUACGUCUUUGCAUACAUUAUACUCACUAUUUCAGGCGCCAAACUAUUUAUGUUGGGAUCGUUGGUUUCACCAUAUUGAUUUGGGACCACAUUGUCACCAUCGCAGACGAGAUUGAGUUAAUCUGGCGACGCCCUAAGGGGACUCUUGUAUACUUAUUUCUACUGAACCGAUAUCUUACUCCUCUCGUCUUUAUCAUCAAUCUGGUUGGUGAGUACUUCACCUUUGACUUAUAUUGCCGGCAUUUUGUUCGAUACGAAGGGGCCACCACAGCUGUAGGGAUCGAGAUAGUCGGGUUGAUGAUGCUGUUACGCGUCAUUGCAAUGUAUAAAAAUCAAUGGGCCGCCAUUGCGCCGGCAGUGUUCUUACUGCUAGCUUGGAUUGUAGUGACUGCAUGGCUAUUGAGUUAUGGCGAACGUAUGCAAUAUGCAGAUGUGAGUUCUGAAACCCUUUUCAGCGGCAGUAUUGCUUCGGCUACAGCUUGGUUGCCUCUGCUCUACGACACGUAUGUCUUCGGGCUGACGUUGAAACGCACGCUUCCUUCGAUCCGCAAUAAAGAAGCGGGGUAUGUUAUCCGUACUGUUUUCGCAGACGGGCUGCUGUACUACAGCGUCAUUUGUACUAUAAAUCUGAUAUUGGCAAUCAUGAUCGUCAGAGCUCAGGAGGGGGUGAAAAACAUCGCCGCACAGUACGCAUAUCUCCAUUACAGAUUUCACGGUCAACAGGUCACAAUGAUGUCAAGGAUUACUCUAAACCUUAAGAAGCAAGGAUUUCAUGGAUUUAAUCCCCACCACUCGCGGGCGGAAGAUUUUAUUAUGUCUAUACGCAAUCAUGUCAUAUCCACACCCUCAGGGGAAGUUUCGCUCAGCCGAUUGCGAUCACAUUCUGUCUCCUCCGCAGCGCGCGUCGAGUCGAGCAGCCGUGCGCGAUCUGGCUCGGUAAGUUCUAUUGUAUCUCCCGUGCGGACCAUCACCCUCCCAGAGGAUCCAUUAAUCUUCGCUACUCGGCCUCGCUUGAGCACGGUAUUUUCUGCUACCAGUACUCCAAUUGCUUUAAGUCCUAGUGGUAGUCCAGUUAGUAGCGAAUAUGUCGACUGGCCUUCAGCUUUGAAUUCCGACCAGCGAAAUACUACAGACAUUAAUAUUGUAUGA